UUAUCGAGUAUUGUCUCGUUUGUGGGCUGUGCGGGCCGACCUGGAUCACGAAUGGGCUUUUUUUGGGGCCCAGUCGCCUGUGAACAGAACAACACCGUUUCUUCUUCUACUUGCUCCUGCAAUUUCAAUUGUAUUUUACAAUCAUUUCAAAAAGGAUGGGCGUGCCCAGAUUUAGGCCAGCCAAGGCGGGGGACGGCGAAUCAAGUCCGAAUCUUUUCGUGGCUAACUGUGGGCCGGCGGUCGGACUUUCUUAUGAAGCCAUUGAGUCUGUGUUUAGCAGCUUCGGGACGGUGAAAGGAGUUUAUGCAGCGGAUGAGAGCGGCGCUCGUGUUAUUGUUUCGUAUUUUGAUGAGAGUUGUGCUCAGAGUGCAUUAAAGUCAUUGAACGGAUGCCCCUGUCCCGAUCUUGGAGGCCGCUCUUUGUACAUUCGUUAUUCUGUACUUCAACCACCAACUCCUCGGGGUCAAGUCAAUAACUCAGUUCCCGUUUCGUUGUCUACUUUAGAGUUAAAUAUUCCCGGCAUUUAUUUGUGGCAUGACUUUAUCAGUGGCAAAGAAGAAGAGGAGUUGCUUGCAGCAGUUGAUAGUAGGCCUUGGAAAAAUCUUGCUAAAAGAAGGGUUCAGCAUUAUGGAUAUGAAUUUUGUUAUGAUACAAGGAAUGUUAAUACUGAAAAGUGCUUGGGUGAACUUCCAUCUUUUGUUUCUUCUAUACUUGAAAGAAUUUCGUCAUUCCCAGACAUCGAGACUAGAAGUUUAGUUUUUGACCAGCUAACGGUUAAUGAGUAUCCACCUGGUGUGGGUCUAUCUCCACACAUAGAUACGCAUUCAGCAUUUGAAGGAUCAAUUUUCAGCCUUUCAUUAGCAGGUCCUUGCAUUAUGGAAUUUAGGAGGUAUUUAGAAGCUGCAUCGCUUCCUAAUGCUACCUCAAGUAUUGAUAUGAAAGUCGAAAACCUCGAUAAUUGCACAAGUAUCUUAAGAAGGGCUAUCUAUAUGCCUCCUCACUCCAUGCUCUUGUUAUCUGGGGAAGGACGCUAUGCUUGGCAUCAUUACAUUCCUCACCAUAAGAUUGACACGGUUAAUGAUAGUGUGAUCAGGAGGGCUUCAAGAAGAGUAUCUUUCACAUUUCGAAAGGUGAGAGUAGGUCCUUGCCAGUGUGAAUUUCCUGAAUACUGUGAUUCUAAGAGAUAACAGGGUGGACGACUGUCUGACUGAAGAUUAAAGACUGAUGUAACGAGGACCAAAAUACUAUAGGAAAUGGUUAGUAUCGCGCAACACAAUCACGAGUUAGAUCAAAGGUCAAGUUUUCAAACUGAUGCUGUGCGGGCUAGUUUGAGAAGGGAAUUUGUCUGGCUUUCUAAGGUGGUUAUAUUGGUAAAAAAGUUUUUAGCAUCGGAAUCUGAUAGAUUUGAGUCUUCGAAUGGUUGAUACCUUGCUAAAUUGAAGAGUGGUUGAGUGUACUUACAAGGGAAAAACACCAUGUAAGGCAAGGAGAAACAAAGACAGGGCAUGAGAAAUUUUGAAUUUUGUUAAAGACAAAUGUUGUGUCUAUGAUCUAACUCUAACUUGGGCUAAGUCAUGCAGUCCACUUUUUGUCAUUUAUUCACUCAUUGUUGAUUGUCCCUGCGUUUAUCAAGAACUCCCAAGUUUGUGUUGCAUCAACAUCCAAAGUGG
Messenger RNA from Pistacia vera, 1670 nucleotides. RefSeq names its product alkylated DNA repair protein ALKBH8 homolog. Gene Ontology annotation, molecular function: demethylase activity; oxidoreductase activity; RNA binding. NCBI's taxonomy places the organism in Eukaryota, Viridiplantae, Streptophyta, Magnoliopsida, Sapindales, Anacardiaceae. The record is from RefSeq and is a predicted model, not a curated record. Bases 156 to 1187 code for a protein of 343 amino acids. The transcript is spliced from 7 exons. Gene Ontology annotation, biological process: oxidative demethylation.